CGCCUAUCUCGCGCUGUGUCAACGUGCAACGCCGUCUGCUAGCCAAGUCAAAGAUGUUAUUAACCAGGAGAUUCCAGCUGUCGAACGCCAUCUAGUCAUGGUACUUUUAAGACAGUUGUGACAUCAUUAAGAAAGCACCAGGUGGCGUGUCACUGAAUAUUUCAACCUAGCACGGAGAUUUCUCUGCCAAGCCUCAAAUUAAAUUGGCCCGGGCUUGGCACGGCCAGGUCGUCUAAGAGGAACUAAUUACUAAGCCAAUGUAUGCCGUGUAAAUAUAAAAAUUUAAAAACAAAAUUAUUUUUUUUUUACCAGUGGAGGUAUACAUUUUUAUUUUAGGCAUGAGGGGGUACAGGAACCAUGUUUUUAUAUUCUUGGCGACAUGGGCGUCACUUUUACCAGUGGCGUGUCCAGAUACACGACACAAGAGGCAGAUUCUGUCAGAACAACCGAGGAUUCUAACAGACAACGGCAAUCUGGUAUUUCAGUCAGGCGUCAGUCGAAACAUAACAUUUCGAUCAGGUCAAAGCAGUGCCAUCUAUUUCAACAAUGUCGACCUGAGCCUUGGGCUACUACAGAUCACAUCGCAUAACAUGAGCAUCUCCAGUCUAAAUAACAGAACGAUAGCUCUUGACGCACAGCUCCUGAGUUUAAGAAGUGACCUAAAUGGCGCCAAGCGGAAUCUCUCUCGAACUUCCAGGUCGCUCUCACGGUUGACCAACACAAGCACUAGCAAUUUGGAGGAUUUGCGACGCCGUCUGGCACAAGUGCAGAAUCUAAAUGCCACAUUAAAUCUCAGGAUCCAGGCAUUGGAGACAAGAUUUGAAGGACUCGUACGAAACCUUACAAUCAACGAAUGUGCCAGUGGCGGUCAGUGUCUGAAUGGUGGAUCGUGCAUUGACCUGUACAACGACUUCUAUUGUCUCUGUCCGCCACAGUGGAAGGGCAAACAGUGUCAAACAGACGUGGACGAGUGUUUGAUCUACGGUACUACAGCCUGCCAGAAUGGUGGAACUUGUGUUAACACUCUGGGCUCAUAUAAUUGUCGCUGUCCACAUGAUUGGUUUGGUCCCACGUGUUCAGAGCAGCACGACGAUUGCAGGGGGAGCAACGCUUUAAGAUGUGGGAAAGGAACAUGCGUGGAUUUACAGAGAAACCAAUCAGGGCAGCCUCACUAUCAAUGUGUGUGCUACCCGGGCUAUACAUUGGAUACAUCCUGGCAGCCACGCUGUGUGGAUAUCGAUGAAUGCCAUCCAUUGUCUGGACAGAGGUAUCCAUGCUCCACCGUCCCCCACGUGGUCUGUGUGAACACUCCGGGUCAUUUCCGGUGUGAGGCUUGUCCCCCAGGCUACGACGGUAAUGGAGCUGUUUGCACACCAAGUGAUCGCUGUAUGUUGAGCAACGGCGGAUGCAGUCCGAAUGCCAGGUGCUACGCUCCCUAUGGUUAUCCAAUAUCCUGUCAGUGUAACAAUGGAUACGUUGGUAAUGGAUUUGGUCCAGAUGGAUGUGCGCUACAAACAUUGGCAGGGGCUUGUAGGUCCAGCCCAUGUCAAAAUGGAGGCAUCUGUGAGCUCCAUUCUCAAGACACGAGUUUAUUCGUCUGCCGUUGUGCACAAGGUUACGCCGGCCCCACAUGCGCAGACGUGGUUCUACCAUGCAGCAGCAAUCCAUGCCAGAAUGGUCAAAACUGUACCAAUCGUAAUGGGGGCUACGUGUGUACGUGUAAUAACUUCUAUACCGGUUUCAAUUGUGAACGCCAGCAAUCAGAAUGCGGAAACUUAGAGGGUGAAUCUGGAUCAAUGCAAUACCCUCUCUCUUCAACAUAUUACAAUCCUGCUACUGCUUGUACUCACCGCAUUUCGACAGUUCCUGGAAAGAUCUUGACCUUAAACUUUACACGAUUUGACCUUGAGGCGGCUUUCUGCCGGUAUGAUUAUCUCGAUAUAUUUGACGGGCCCAGCUCUUCAUCGUCUUCGCUUGGUAGAUUUUGCGGCUCAACCCUUCUAGGUCGCUUACUGACCACCACUCAACAUCAAGUGACCCUAGACUUCACGUCAGAUCAAUAUGAUCAUUUUAGGGGCUUUAGUAUAUCUUGGACAUCGUCUGACCCAGUUUGUGGUGGUAUUAUCUCUGGGCUAAGUCAGGGUAACAUCACCAGCCCUAAUUACCCUCAUGCCUAUCCGCCUGGAUCUCAUUGUGUCUGGCGUGUAGCAGCGGCUGCUGGAAGCACCAUCCGGUUUACAAUACAGUUUGUCGACCUGGCAUGCUCCAAUGGAUUUAUAAAAAUUUAUGACGGUGAAGAUGAAAGCUCACUUCAGUUACUACAAAUUUGUGACUCGCCCGCUGAACAAGUGAUAUCUACAACAUCUCCAUUUGCAUUUGUCAGGUUUUACUCUAAUUAUAGCACUCCACAACAAGGCUUCUCCAUCCCGUUUCAACAAAUAACAGGCCAGUCAUGUGGGGGUGAAUUAACACAGACUAGCGGAUCAAUUUCUAUCAACAACCCAGAUCGUCUUGCCUGUGCAUGGUCUAUAAGAGUUCCCGAAGGCUACAUUAUAACUCUUUCAUUUUUAACUUUCCAGCAACCCUGUCAGAAUGGCUUGUUGACGGUAAGAGAUGGUAUCAACAUAACCUCGCCCGAUUUGAGCAGAUUGUGCGGCAAUACUGUCCCGGGGGCAAUGAAUUCAACAGGAAACACGAUGCUUAUCAUAUGGCACUCAACAACUUCCAACGUGGUCAUCAGCGCACAAUAUAAUGCAGUUUGUGGUGGAAAAUUUGUUGGGGACUCGGGCACUUUCAAAACUCCAACUGUAUAUUCAGCUAGUAUUUGUACUUAUCAGAUCGAGGUGCCUGCUGGCAAGACCAUUCUCCUGAAACUCUCUGAUGACCCAACACACCUCAACCCAAUUAGACAUAUAUGCGACUUAAAUAUUGUGCUUUCUGAAACUGGAUUUGGAAGUGAUAGCGUUACCUAUCCAUGUCUUGAGAAUGUUCCCACUGAAUACAGAUCAAGUGGAAAUCAGUUGUUCAUUACUUAUGAUACAGAAUCAGAAAAUCUGUUGUCAUUCAUUGCCAAUUUUUCGUCUGUGGAAGGUAGAGGAUGUGGUGGUUACCUGAACGGAGAUCAAGGGUUUUUCCAAAGUCCUGGUUUCCCAGAGUCAUAUAUUCACAAUGAGAACUGUACUUGGUAUAUUACUGUGAGUCCUGGACAUGUUGUCAGAUUAACUUUUCAAGCUUUCAACCUUGAAUAUCAUUCAAAUUGCCUAUUUGAUUACGUUGAUGUGUAUGACUCGGAUACACCUUUGGAUAAUCGCAAACUUAACCGGUUCUGUGGACAGACCAUACCACCUGCUCAGACAUCAACCAGCAAUGUUAUGGUUGUCCAGUUACGCAGUGAUCAUUCAAUAGUUGGACGUGGCUUUCAGGCUUCUUACAUAGCCAGGAAUGAUUCAUUUGAGUGUGGAGGGACUUUAGUGGCUCCAAGCGGAAGCAUCAAGUCACCCAAUUAUCCCAGUAGCUCUCCUGCAGGUGUCAGCUGUGAAUGGGUCAUCAAUGUGAGCCCUGGCAUGCAGAUUGUAUUGAACGUCUCAGACUUUGAUGUGCAAGACUAUCGAUGCCUAGAGAUUAGAAAUGGCGGCUAUCAAACAUCCCCACUUCUGAUUCUACUGUGCCAACCACCCAGUGGACUAAUCACAUCCCACACAAACCAACUGUACAUAAAAUACAGGACUGGAUAUUACUCAAGAGGAAAUGGAUUUUACCUUCAGUAUUAUGCACUUGCCUCUGGUUGUGGAGGUGAAUUCACCGCAUUUAGAGGAAUAUUCCAGUCACCAAACUAUCCUGAUCCUUAUCCUCCUAAUAGUGAUUGCCAAUGGACCAUUCGUGUAGCACAAGGGAGUAAGAUUAUUCUAUCCUUUGAUAGUCAUUUCGGGGUUCAUUGUUAUGGAAAUUACAUAGAGGUACCAGAGGGCAGGAGAAAGACCAAACACUUGUGUGGCUAUUAUCCCCCAGCUCCUGUCACGUUUACCAAUAAUCUGGUGGUCAUUAAGUUCAGAAGUAGCCCCUAUGCAAGAGGAAUCGGUUUCAGAGCUUCUUAUGUCGCAGACUGCAACAACCGUCUUAAUGGUACCUUCGGAGCCAUUGAAAGCCCCAAUUUCCCUAAUCCUUACCCUCAUGAAAUUGAUUGCUUGUGGACAAUUGACGUACCGCUGGGCAACAAGAUCAAUUCCCACUUUGGUUUAUUCAAACUGGAAGAUAAACACAAUGGAGUGUGCAACUAUGACUAUGUUGAGGUGCGUGGAUCUAAUCUUACAAAUAAUAAAUUCUGUGGUGAAGAUGCUCCUGUGAACAAUUUUUUGUCUAAUGCAAAUACAUUAGCAGUGCAGUUUCACAGUGAUUCCUCACUUAGCCACUUAGGGUUUAAAUUAGAAUGGAUUAUUGAAGGGUGUGGAGAGACCUUUAACCUAAACACUGGAAUAAUUACGAGUCCGAACUAUCCAAGGUCAUAUAAUAAUAGUCAGACUUGCAUUUGGGAUAUCACAGUUUCCGAAGGCAAUGUGGUCAAUCUUACCCUAACAGAUUUUGAUGUAGAAACUCACAGCAAUUGUUAUUUUGAUGGCUUGUUUGUGUAUUCAGAGGACAUCAGUGAAGAGCCAAUUGUCACUCUGUGCCACACUCAGAACUCUACCCAGUCUGUGACAUCAGAGAGCAACCACAUGAUUGUUUUGUUUAAGAGUGACUCAAGUGUAGUUGGCAGAGGAUUUAAUGCCAUUUUCAAUGCAGUUCAAAGAACGUGUGGUAAAGAUUUUACAACCAGGAGUGGCACUCUCACCUCCAAAAACUACCCCAAUGCCUACGAUGUCAGAAAUAGUGUUGAAUGUUCUUGGACGAUAAAGGUGGAAGCCAACCAUAUAGUCAAUUUAACCUUUUCAGAAUUGGAUUUAAAUUGCCAGAAUGAUGAUUUUAUUGAUAUUUAUAGUGGAGAGAAUAGCCUUGGGACACCACUAGCCUCAUCAUUAUGCCAGUUGGGAAAUACAUCUUUUUAUCUCAGUGAAUCAAAUCAGAUGUUCAUUCGUAUGAGAAUUCAUUAUUCCUGGUACAAUAGUCACAAAGGAUUUAGAGCCACUUACAUAACAGCUUGUGGAGGCACCUUAGACGCAGAUGAAGGUAUAAUUAUGUCUCCCUUCUUUCCUGGACGCUAUAACCGAAACUCUGACUGUGUCUGGCACAUUACAAGGACUCCAGUCUAUUUAACAUUUUCUCAUAUGGACAUACCUGACUACAAUCCAUGUACUACAAGUUAUCUUUUCCUGAGCUAUGGUGAAAAUAACAACACGUAUUGUGGCCAGGCUGUUCCUCGUCCUAUUUAUUCUGAAAAUUCACCCAUUAUGGUCAACUUCCAUUCUGGGUACUUAUUUGGCACUGGAUUCAAAGCCAAAUUCUCUACUUAUUUGACAUGCUCUGGAAACCUAACUGCACUGACUGGCAGCUUUGUUAGCCCCCACUACCCACAAGACUAUCCUGAUGAUACCGAAUGCACCUGGCAAAUCACUGCAUCUCCUGGAAAUUCUAUUCAAUUAAACUUCAACGAGUUUGAAUUAACUGGUGAACGAAACAAUGACUACCUUGAGAUUCACUCACCAAAUCAAGCUGGUCCUGUCGUAGGCAGGUGGUUUGGGAACCAGGGUCCAGGAACUAUUACUGGAUUAACUGGUGCUUGGAUACUAUUUAGAUCAGAUUACUCAGGCCACAGUAAAGGGUUUUUAGCUGAAUAUGUUCAAGUCUGUGGAGGAACAUUAACAAAUGCUAGUGGACAAAUUGCAUCCUUGCUCUAUCCUUCUCAAUAUCCAAGUAAUAUUCACUGCAUGUGGACAAUAAUUGUGCAGGAAAAUAAAACAAUACAGAUCACUUUUGAUGAUUUCAAUAUUCAUUCAAGUCAGUUUGGAAGCAAUGAUGUGCUUAUGAUUCUGGAUGGUGACCAAUUCAGCUCUUCCCUUGGGAUGUACUCUAACUCCAACAGGCCUCCAAGUUUCCUCCGUUCAACCUCCAACGUAGUCACUGUGAUAUUUCAUUCUGAUUAUUAUAAUCAGUUGACAGGUUUUCUACUUUCCUGGAUUACCGUAUCAAGUACUGUUUCUACUACAGCAGGACAAGAAUGCAGAGGUGAUUUCAUUGCCAACAGCACUGUUCAAGUCCUGACAUCUCCAGACUAUCCUAACUUGUAUGCCAACAAUUUGAACUGUUUCUGGACCAUAACUGCUCCUCUGGGGAAGCGCGUCUCCAUCACCAUAAACAACAUGUCUCUGGAAGGAACAUCUUACUAUUGCCAUGACUAUCUCCAAUUCCAUAAUGCUCUCAAUCAGCCAGCUGUUACGGGUCGGAAGUGCUCAGACGACAUUGUUGGCAGAGCAAUAUAUUCCUCUUCAAAUUCACUUGGAAUUACCUUUGUCUCUGAUUUUUCAAUUAGAGAUCAAGGCUUUUACAUUACAUAUCAUGAAGACUGUGGAAGUACAUACACGGGAGUAUCUAGUGGUAUCAUCCAAAGUACAAACUAUUCCAAUAACUAUUCACCCAAUCAAGAUUGUACUUGGCAAGUCACUGCAAGAACUGGUAAAACUAUCAAAUUGGACUUUACUCAACCUUUUGAUAUCGCUGGUAGUGCCCCUUGUCAGCAGGAUUAUUUAAAGCUUUUCAAUGGUCCAACGUCAUCGUCUCCACCUUUAAUUCUGAAUGGUUCAACUAAUAUCAAUGGAACUUACUGUGGCCAGACCGCGCCCCAGGGACUGGAAACUUCUAGCAACCAGUUGUUUGUGCAGUUUGUCUCUGAUGGAAGUGGCUCUGGUGCUGGUUUCUCGUUUACGUUCUCUGAAGUUUCAAUUACCUGUGGCGGUACGUUGACAUUGACUGAUUCAUUGAUGACAGGUUUCUUCACGUCUCCAAACUAUCCCAACGAUUAUCCUCAUAAUGUGGACUGCACUUGGAGGAUCAUUGCUCCUGCACUGACACGUAUACGUGUUGACUUUGUGGAUACAUUUUUUAUAGAAGACCACAACAAUUGCACUUUUGAUUACAUUGAAUUCCGUGAUGGUAGUUCCUUUAACUCUCCGCGCAUUGGACAGCCUCUCUGUGGCACACGUCUGCCCAGUACCAUUUACUCAAACUCCAAUCUUCUGUUUGUUAGAUUUAGAACAGAUGACAGCGUAGGACAUGAAGGAUUUAAAGUGAAAUAUUCAAGAGCCACAUGUGGUGGUCGCAUUGCCAGCACCAGUGGUACUAUAACAAGUCCGAAUUUCCCUUCCAACUAUAGAAACAACGAUGAAUGUGAGUGGGAGCUACAAGGAGCAGUCGGACAUUAUUUGUAUUUCACCCUGGACACUCUCAGCUUCCCGCAGACUGAAAAUUGUACCGAUUUCCUGAUGAUUAGAGACGGCAAUGCAACAGAUACCAUUCUGUUUAACAGUUGCACUGAUCAAUCUAUUUCCCAGAACACAUCUGACAACAAGGCUUAUGUUCAAUUCAAAGCUGAUGGAACACUAGUUGAUAGAGGGUUCAAGUUUCAUUUUGAUUCAAGCUUAGAAGAAUGCGGAGGAAAUCUGUACCUCUCAUCAGGAGAGUUCACAUCACCGAAUUUUCCAAAUCUGUAUAGUAACAGACGAACCUGUGUCUGGAGUAUCUUUGCCCCUCAAGACAGGAGAAUCACUUUGACAUUUACAGAUUUUGAUUUGGAAAAUGAUUGGUCUUGUUCUUUUGACUUCAUUCAUGUUUGGAAUGGUUUGGAGUCAGAUUCACCUUCACUGGGAAGGUUUUGUGGUGAUGUGAUCCCACCAGUCUUCAAGUCAAGUGGAAACGCUCUGAAAGUUAUGUUCCGAACAGAUCACAGUUCUGUUGGUCAUGGAUUUAGGGCUGUUUAUAACUCUGAUGAGGAAAUUGUGUGCGGAGGGGAUCUAACAGAGACCACAGGCUUCAUAACAUCACCUCAAACAAAUGAAACGCACAACCUUCAGUGCAUCUGGAGAAUCUUACAGCAAGCACCGAGCACUGUCAGAUUGUCUUUCAAUGAAUUUAACUUGGAGCAGCAUGGAAGUUGUGCCUUUGACUUUCUGGAAAUAAGAUCAGGAGCUGAUAGAUCAGGGGAACUGAUAGGCCGUUAUUGUGGCAGCACAAAGCCAAAGGAUGUACUCAUUCAAGGCAGUAAUAUUUGGGUGAUGUACCGUUCUGAUCAAAGCGUGGCCAGUCCUGGUUUUAAUCUGACAUAUAAAGUAUCUUCAUGCGGUGGAGUUUUAAGAGGUGAUGGAGCCCUUCAAGUUCCUGUUUUCCCUGAAGAAAGUUCUUUUCCUCAAUCUUGUAUAUGGACUAUUGAGUAUCCUGAAGGAAGUCAGAUAGUGAUCAGGCCAGCACGCUUCAACCUAAGUUGUGCAGAUGGCUUCCUUUCAAUUCAAAAUGGUGGCUUUUCUGACUCUCCCUUUUUGAACAACACAGAAAAAUAUUGCAACAUCACAUUACCAGCAGAAAUGAAGUCACACAGUAAUGUAAUGAGGCUGACUGGAGUCUUCAACAGACCUAUUGAUAGCAGAUCAGGAUUUUCAUUAAAUUAUGUGGAAGAUCAAUUAGCCUGUGGUGGACUUCAACAAGGCACCAGUGGAUGGAUCAAGUCUCCCAACUAUCCACGUAGUUACCCUCACAACAUUGAAUGCAGGUGGGACAUCCUUGUGGACAGCGGAUUCUACAUAAUGUUGCAGUUUGACUCGCCGUUCGACAUAGCACAUGAUAACUGCGAAUGGGAUUAUUUGGAGUUAUUUAAUGUCUUGCAAGAUGGAACAGAAGUAUCUUUGGGGAGAUCGUGUUCUAACAUAGCUCCUGUCAAUAUCAGUUCUUCCUUGAAUAAAUUGGUUGUGAAAUUCAGAUCAGAUGACCACACUAAUGGACUUGGCUUUUCUUUGCACUGGAGUCGCGCAUGUGGUGGUGUCUAUACAGCUGAAAGUGGUGUAGUUACAUCUCCCAAUUACCCCAACAAUUACUAUCCACACACCUUAUGUACUUACCUGAUAAAACCUGGGGAUCAAAAACUGAUCAAGCUUCAGUUCACAGACAUGCAGCUUGCAAGAGAGACUAGGGGCUGGUGGAGCAGAAGGUGGAAUCAUUUCUACUGUCAAAAUGAGGAUAAUGUUUUGGUGCAACUCAAUACUGCCUUUGGCAAUUACAGAAGGAUUUGUCGUUUCAGUAAUCAAGUUUUUCACUCACAAGGUUGGCUUAAGCUGAUAUUUGAAGCCACAAGUUCUGAGACAUCUAAAGGUUUCUCUGCACAGUACGAAUCGUCAGACUGUGGGGGCUACUUGAACAGUACCUCUGGGGUCAUCCAGCCUCAUUCUUUUCAUGGGAACUUCACCGGUUCAAGUGAAUGCUUCUGGACUAUCUCAGUUGAAUCUAAUAAGGUUGUCCUUUUAAAGUUCAGUACUUUGUUUUAUACUAGACAAACUUCUUGCAUCCAAAACUAUAUUGAAAUCUUUGAUGGCCCAAAUACAACUUCUCCAUCCUUGGGGACUUACUGCAGCCAAACCUAUGCCUAUAAAAUGGUGAGGUCUUCUAACAGUACUAUGCUUAUCAAAUAUGUGACAGCACCAGAGAUUUUCUUCGGGAGCAGACAAGAUUACCCUUUCAAUGCUACCUACUUGUCAACAUAUGGUCCUGCAUCUGGCUGUGGUGGUACAUUGAAUCAAACUCAAGGAACAAUUACUGCCCCUAACAUUGCAAACACUGGACAGAAUGAGCCAGGACUUUAUUGCAUUUGGGAUAUAACUGUAGGUGAGGAUAAAAUUGUCAGCCUAAAUAUCACAAACAUAAAUAUUCCGACCCCAGCCGGAUGUGAGACUGACUACAUCCUGGUAAAAGAGGGACUCAAUGACUUCCUGGGAGGCAAAUAUUGUGGUGCCUUGACUCCUAUCUCAUUGAAAUCUACCAAGAAUACUGUGAAAAUAAUCCUGGAAACAAGUGCCUUGAGCUCUGCUGCAACCUUCACACUAACCUUUGCUGAACAGAACAGGAUUUGUGGUGGGUUUGUCAAUGCUUCAUCCCCUAGCCAGGUGAUCUCACCUGGUUAUCCCAAUACCUACGGGCAGCCUGUUCUGUGCUCCUGGCUGAUAAAUGUUCCAAGAAACAAUGAGAUUCAGAUCAACAUGACCAGCCGCCUGUGUUCUGGUGGAGCCACAUUAUAUGUGACUGAUGAACCUUUGGUAGCAGCCGGACAAAAUGUUGAUUUGUGUGACCCAUCUCUACAUGACCCAUUCUAUUCUCUUUCUGAGAGUGCUAAAGUCUUGUACAAUGGAACAUCUACCUCUAAGUUUAGCUUAGAUGUUUCUACUGCAGGUUGCCAGAGAAGCUACAGCCAGCCCAGUGGAAGAAUAUUUAGUUCAGGGUUUCCCUUCAGUUAUCAAAACAACCACAACUGUACCUACACCAUUCAAACAGCAAACAAUACCUCAGUGGCUCUUUACUUUAGAGAAUUUAACCUGGAAGCACACCCAAACUGUGUAUAUGAUUUGUUAACGGUGAAAAACAGCUCCUCCCAGGUCGUGGCUACUCUCUGUGGACGAACUCUCCCGAAUCCUGUAUUUUUACGUGAUAACAGAGCUACAUUGCAAUUUUUGACAGACAUUUCAGUCGGUGGAAUGGGAUUUGAUCUCAUUUACAUAGCUUCAACCCAAGGUUCAGGCUGUGGUGGUAACUUGACAGGUCUGAGUUACGGUGUCUUCACAAGUCCAGAGUUCCCCAACAGAUAUCUUCAGAAUCAAACCUGCUCCUGGUACAUUUCACCUCACAGAACUUCCUACUUCAAGUUUGAUGAAGUGUCUGCAGGCUUAGACUGUGAUACUAGCUAUGUGGCGGUCUACCAGGGGACUUUAGACACAGAUCCAUUGAUCAGUACUUAUUGCAAUGUAGCCAAUGUGAGUCCAAGACAAUUUUCUUCCAGCAUCAUGGUGCAAUAUAUCUCCACAGGAAAUGGGACAGCGCCAGUGUUUAAGUUUACCUUUGCACCAACUAUGAAUGAAUUACUGUAAUAGAUUGAAUGAUUGAACAAUCCUAGCAGAUACUGGAAUGUCUUUUAUUAUCAGUUAGUAGUUCAAAUGUUUUCUGUAUUCUGUUUGUAUUUGGAAGUUUUUUUUGAUAGUCCUUUGAAUGUUUUCUGAAUUUCGUUAGGAUAUGGAAUGUUUUUUGUUAGUACUUUGAAUGUUUUAUGUUUUUUGUUAGGAUAUGGAAUGUUUUUUGUUAGUACUUUGAAUGUUUUCUGUUUUUUGUUAGUAUUUGGAAUGUUUUUUGUUAGUAUUUGGAAUGAUUUCUGUAUUCUGUUUGUAUUUGGAAUAUUUUGCGUCAGUAUUUCAAAUGUUUUCUGUAUUUUUUUAGGAUAUGGAAUUGUUAUUUUUUUAUUGUUUAUUUUGUUUUCUUUUAGAAUUUUAAAUGUCUUUUGUAUUUUGCUAGUAUUUUAAAUGUUUUGUUAGUUUUUUUUAAAAAGUAUUUUGAAUGCAAUAUGUCUUUAUUAUUGUUUACACUGUAGCAAAAGUUUGUAAAUAUUUAUAAAUAAACUAAAGGUAUGGUAAUUAUUUUUUAUCUUUGAACUCCCAAAAUGUAUUCUUAUUUUAACUGCAAUAAACUAUUUAUCAUUUUUAUUAAACAUAGAUGUUAUUUAUAAAAAAGAAGAAAUUAUUUUUAUAUUCUAAUUAUAAAAAUACAUUUCUUUUCCCUUUUCUAAUAAUAAUCAAAUUCAUACCUACAUCAUCAAUUUCCUCCAUAGUCUUGAAAUCCAACUUAAUCAUUCAUGCCAUAUGUUCAGAUUAAAAUUAUACUUAUAUCAUUCUUGUUAUUUAUGCUUCGGAUGUUCCUUCAGUUUCUGAAGAUAAUUACAUCUUUGCCCAAAACCUCCAGCAGGAUGACAGUUGAUGGCUGUGGGUAGUGUUUGAAUCCGGGACAUUCAAGACCACUGAACCACAGGUUCCAUAGAUAGUAUUCAAACUAUAUCAUUCAUUAUAAAACAGUAUUACAUUUGUUCAUUCAUUUGACCUAAUACAUGUUCUCCUGAUAAUUAAUUGUAAUGAGAUUUAAAAUUAUUUUUUUUCCUUUUGGUCUUUUCUAAACUCAACCCAAGUGUUGAUGAUAUAUUUCUCUUAAGAAAUUUACCAAACAGAUUAGGAAAUAAGUUUUUGUAAGAUAAUUGUGAUAUGGCUGUCUGUUUUGUACAAAAAAAGUCACUUCUUGCAAUGUCGAAUCUUGGACCAUUUUGUAUUUAAAAGUGAGUGUUUUGAAAGUAAUAAAAGUUAAUCACAAAUUUUGGUGAACAAAGCUCUGUUUUUGUUACUUUUAGUUGUUACGCUGGAACUAAUAUACGAACAUUUACCUUUUUUUCAAACAGUAAUCUUAACCAUUUCUUUUCCAAAGCUUGUAUCAACUCUGUCUGUCUGGUAUAUAGCUCCUCCUUCGUGGUCGAAGAUGAGCACAUUUCUCAUUUCCUAUGGACUCCCAAGAUGACUGUAAAGUCCAAUCCUUGCUUUAAGAAGCCAGCCGCAUACUUGGCAUGGGUAAGCUAGGUCAGUUGCAGAUAGGCCUGCUUCUUCUCUCAGCUUUUUGUUGGUUUGGGGCUCUUUCGCCCUGGCCACUCUUCUUGCUUCAAAUCUUGAGACACAGAGACUCACAGCUUCAUGCGAUAAAGAGCGAUCGAGAGCUAGUGCUUUCCUGCCAUGAAUGUCGAUAUUGCAUUCCUUGAAAGAGCUCUUGAAAGUUUGAGCUUAUGACGUUUGCUAAUUUCUGGCCAUCUAUGAGAAUGUUUGGUUCUGUGACAGAUUUAUUUGGAGGAGGUUGGUGCAGCACUUCUGUCUGUCUGGUACAAAGUGCAUAAACGUUAUUUCUCUCAUACCCAUUCUCAGGUUGAAUUUUCGCACAAUUAUUCAUUGACCUAGACAAGACAUGAAUAAACAAAAAAAUAAUUAGAGAAUUAUUAUUGGUAAUUUUUUUGUUUGUUUGUUUAAUACCAACAAGGGAAUCUAAUACUUCAGUAUUCACAGAUAUGGCUAAAUUUGUUGGGUUUAGUCCCCUUAAAUAAUUGUUAAUGCUAUUUCUUCCUCACGCAUUCUCCAAUCAGAUUGAUACAAUUAUUUAUUGUACCUAACAAAACAUGAAUCAUUAAACAAAAAUACAAAUAGUCAA
This is a messenger RNA of Biomphalaria glabrata, 13188 nucleotides long. Its product is annotated as cubilin-like. NCBI's taxonomy places the organism in Eukaryota, Metazoa, Mollusca, Gastropoda, Planorbidae. The record is from RefSeq and is a predicted model, not a curated record. Bases 339 to 11051 code for a protein of 3570 amino acids. Gene Ontology annotation, molecular function: calcium ion binding. The transcript has 69 exons.